This is a messenger RNA of Rhagoletis zephyria (snowberry fruit fly), 873 nucleotides long. RefSeq lists its product as uncharacterized. NCBI's taxonomy places the organism in Eukaryota, Metazoa, Arthropoda, Insecta, Diptera, Tephritidae. The record is from RefSeq and is a predicted model, not a curated record.
UUCCGCGCAGCCAACAUUCCACGCAUUAUUUCAGCUUCAUAUUGUGGCAGUGAGGUGGGCGAAUUCGAAAUCUAUGCGCCGUACAGUUAUUAUGGCAGCGAGGCAGGCGGUGAUGUAGCUACCGAUAUUAAUGAUAGUGUAUGGGGCAUACCAUCGGCCAUCAAACAUCGUGCAAAGGCUACAAAUCGUUUGCGCAUGCGCAAAGGUCGCAGUGUUGUACACAAAACCAUAGAGGACAAUUACACCGCAGUGGUCGUGGCAAAUCACGAAGCCUUAGCACAGGUGCUCGAUCAGCUCCAACAGACGCCCGUCAUUCCACCCGCUCUGCGUCCCCUAGCCAACGCCAUUAAUUUACGCUUUGAGGAUUUCACCAUACUGGAUGGCGCGCAAGCAUUUGUUGUCGGCAAGAAAGCCUUCCAUGCGGCACUCUGGACCACAGCGCCCGUCACCUUGGCGCUUUCGGCAGACUGUAAUCAGCUUUCGGGUGUUGGCGGUGAAUUGAAUCAGCUAUCGGGUGGCGUCUGUGGUGUACUUAAUCCAAUUACGGAAUUCUGUGAUUUGGUGCCCAGCUAUCACUUGCCGCUGAUGCCCUCCACAGCUGUGACCUUGUUACAGGCUACGAUUUCGGUACUGCCACGCUUGCAAUUGGACACGCUACAAUCGAUCGGCGCCAUACUCAAAGGCAAAUCGCAGCUGUUGGACAAAAGCAACUUCAAUUUCCGUGGUUCCAUACCGAAUUUGGCUGCUAGUGGAUUGAAGGAUAGCGCUACCAUAAAUACCUUACGGAAUGUGGUAUCUGUGCAAAAUCUGAGCACUUUGAACGAGGAGUCCUCGUUAGAGAAGUGUGGUAGCAGUUCGUUGGAGGCAGCCGGG